Messenger RNA from Cylicostephanus goldi, 576 nucleotides. Lineage: Eukaryota; Metazoa; Nematoda; Chromadorea; Rhabditida; Strongylidae. The record is from the annotation of a GenBank genome assembly.
AUGGAUUCACCUCUUGUGGAUAAGGAGGGUUUCCCGUUCAGUCAUAUCGAUGUGUACAGUGUUCGACAAGCCAGACAUAACAUUAUCUGCUUGAGGAAUGACCGAAAAAAUCUAACGGAGCAAAUUGAGAAAGCCAUACAGGACUCACAUGCAGAAAUGCGAGCAGAAGAAAGUGGUUCGAAGGAAGCUGAAAAAUCUGACGAGCAGCCAAAUUCUAACUCUAGGGAAUGUGGAGGUGAGACAAGAGUCCCAGAGAAGGUAAGAUUGCUGUAUUGGCUCUUGACGAUAUUUAUGCGCACGUUUUCGGUGACAACGGUCAUUCCUAAUUCUCCUGCAGCUGAAGGCGGUCUUCGAGCUGAUGACUUAAUUAUUCAAUACGGCAACCUGCAUGCUGAUAAUUUCAAAGAGAUGAAGGAAGUGUCCAAGACGACGGCUGAGCACGAGGGGAGAAAAUUACGCGUAACGGUCUUGCGAAAUCAUCGUGCAGCUCGGUUGGAAAUUUUUCCGAAGCGAUGGGCGGGGAACGGCAUCUUGGGCUGUGGGAUUGUGCCUAUCUCUACAAAUGAUAUUAUCUGA